Salvia splendens (bonfire salvia) is the source of this 1949-nucleotide messenger RNA. Its product is annotated as protein STRICTOSIDINE SYNTHASE-LIKE 5. The record is from RefSeq and is a predicted model, not a curated record. The transcript is spliced from 4 exons. NCBI's taxonomy places the organism in Eukaryota, Viridiplantae, Streptophyta, Magnoliopsida, Lamiales, Lamiaceae. Gene Ontology annotation, cellular component: endomembrane system. Bases 808 to 1851 code for a protein of 347 amino acids. Gene Ontology annotation, molecular function: hydrolase activity.
UAAACUGGAUUUUUCAUUUUUUGUUUUAGAGUAACGGCCAAAACGGGUCCUAAACUUUAUCUUUUGAAUUUUUUCGUCCUGAACAUUUCAAAUCGGAUCACAAUUGGUUAUGGACUAACUUUUUCCAUCAAUAUUAAUAGUCAACGGGAUUAAUCCCGAUUUUGACGAAUUAAAGUGUUAAUUAUGAUUACUUACACCCUAAUAUUAUCCUUAAUUAUAUUAAUAAGUUAUCAUUUAAAAUAUAAAAUAAAUAAUAUCAAAAAAGAAAAUAAAAUACAUUUCAUUUAAAUUGCAACACUCAGCCAAAUGGAGAAGUGUCUCUCUCUCACUCUCCCAUUCACUUCGGCGGUCUUCUUCUUCCACCGGCCAUCGAUCGACGACGAAUCCAAGGCAGACGACGGCGAAAAGCGUGUCCAGAUUCUGCAGCUUCCCGAUCUCUGCCGGAAUCUCGCCGUUAAGCCCGCAGCUAGCAGCGUCAAACCGCACCAAUUGCGAUAAAUUCCCAAUCGCCUUCGGAAGUCCACCGGAAAAUGGUUGAAAUAGCCAAUGUAAAGCUCCUUCAGCUGCGCCAGGUUUCCGAUCUCCGGCGGGCUCAUUCCGGAAACAGCAAGGUACUUGAGAUGCUGAAACGUGCCGACCUCCGGUGGAAUUUCUCCGGAGAAGAAAUUCCAUCCGAGAUGCAAAUGGCGAAUAUUAGCGAGCAGGUGAGCCUGCUUGGGGAACUCGUCGGUGAUGUUAUUGUUGUAAAGGUCGAAAACCUCGAGAUUCCGGAGGCGGUAGAGCUGCGGUGGGAAAGUGAGAUUGAAGAUGUUGUUGGAGAGGUUUAGGGGGCGGAGGUUGGUAAUGUCGGAAAUCGAGGGGGGAAUGGGGCCGGAGAUGGAAUUGGCGCCGGCGGAGAAGUUCUGGAGGAAACGGAGGUGGCCUAUGUUGGGGGAGAGAGUGCCGGUGAGGCGGAGGUCGGAGAUGACGUGGCGGGCGGAGCGGUCGCAGGUGACCCCCUUCCAUCAGCAAAUGUUGGUGUUGUUAGGGCUCCAGGAUUCCAAGGCGGACUGGGGGUCGUCGGUGAUGGAGGCUUUAAUUGAGAGCAGAGCGGUUUCCUUUGAGAACAAGGGACUACUAAACAUAAGUAGAGAUGGUGCAAUACAAGUAUUAACUGAUGAGGCUGAAGGCCUCAAAUUCAAGUUUACCGAUGCGGUCGAUAUCGGCCCUGACGGCAAGCUCUACUUCACCGAUGCCUCCUACAAAUACGACGUCGACCACGCCUUCUUAGAAUUGAUGGAAGGCAGACCUCACGGUAGAUUCUUGAGCUAUGAUCCAUCAACCAAAAAAACAACAAUUCUGUUGAAAGACCUCUACUUUGCUAAUGGUGUCACCCUCUCCGCUGAUCACACUUUUGUCAUUGUCUGUGAAACUGUAAUGAUGAGGUGCAAGAAGUACUAUAUCCAAGGCCCCCAGGCAGGGUCCGUCGAAAUAUUCAUUGAUAAUCUGCCCGGAUUGCCCGACAACAUCCGAUACGACGGCCACGGACUCUAUUGGAUUGCACUAGCCACAGAUUCGAGUUUUUCGAAGAUGCUACGACAACGUCCGUGGAUUAGAAAGGUGAUAGUGACGCUAGACAAGUACGGAUUGCGGCCUAAGACGGAGAGAAAUGGAGGGACUAUAGCGGUUAAUUUGGAGGGGAAAGCUGUUGCACAUUACUAUGAUGCAGAUGUUUCAUAUGUUACAUGUUGCAACAAACUUAGCCACUAUCUGUAUUGUGGUUCUUUGAUCUCACCCUACAUUACUCGACUCGACUUGACUCUGUUUCCGGCCACCGCCACCGCCACCGCCACCACCACUCCGCCAUCGUGAGAUCUUAAGUGGUAUAUAUAUCAUAUAUGUAUGUUUACUUAAACUAUAAUGAAUAAUAAAGCAUGUAUGUUACCAUGGAUUUUAUUUUUAAGUUCAAA